UUUUGUCAAGCAUUCUGAAAAGUACUCUGUGAUUUUGUAAUUUGUAUUUCAAACACGCGCUUUAAGUUAAUUUUUUCUUUUUCCGUAAAACUUUAAUUAAAAAUGAAUCCUAAAGCUGUUUUUAAGUAUUGUAAACAUUUAGGUUGCUGCGACGCAUGCUGCCUUCGAUACAUAGGCAUCAAAAAUCCAAACGCGUACGAGAACGUGGCCAAUUUUGUGAUCAAAUAUCAAGAUAAUGAAGACACUAAACUAUUAAAAACAGUAGAACAAAAUCAAACCACUCCUACAAAUAGUAAAGACACAAAAGAAAACAUAUUAGAUGUAAGCAAAAGUGACAAUCAGAAUCUAAAUGGUGAUACAUUAGAUGUGGAUGGUAAAGAUAUAAGUGAUGAAGUGGACAGGAACUCACCGCCUUGCAAGAAAAGGAGGUUGGAUGUUUGUGUCAGUUGCCUGAGCAUACUGCAGCAAGAUAACUGGAUGGAGGGCUAUGUUUUGGUCAAAGAUGUCCUUUUUAAAAAGAGAUAUGAGUGUAAAACCUUUGCCUGUGCGCUUUCUGCCCCGAUAGCAACGUUGCUGCGUGAAAGAGCCAUCACACUACGUCUUGCUGAGGAGUUCCCAGGAUAUGAUGAUAAGACACUAACAGCACUGAAAGAAGCAUGGAAAUGGUCGUUUGGAGUGAAACUCGCGGCUGAAAUCAACAAGACUUUGGACUCUGGUGCGAUCUCGCCACUCUUGAUCACCCUCAACUAUGACUACGCUGACGACUUGCAGGAAUUGGAGAUUCUCAAACAAGUGUCACCACAACUAUUCGAAGAGCGCAGCAAACAGAAGAGACGGUUCGUUACGGAAUUUACGAGAAGAUCUGUGGAACAGGCGCUAGAGAGCGCAAGUUUGGCGUCGCUGCAGGCGGCGGGCGGCGGGUUGCCCGCAGUGGGCGUGCGGGCGAUGUGCAUCGGCGCCGUAUGCACGCACGCUCCCAUGUACCUCGCUGGCAGGUACAUAAAACUGAGUCGCAACUUACCGCAGUCGCCGUGGAUACUGGACGGGAAAAGAGUCCUACCGUCUUCCGUCCAAGAAAUCAUAUACAAGCCCCUAGCGGACUUUUACAAUUUGGAGGGCGAGGAAGCGGAGCGCAGGCUCAAACUGAUCGCGGCCGGGAGAGAGGACGUGGACGUGCGCUGCCUCGGCGAGGGAAGGCCCUUUGCUAUCGAGAUCACGGAUCCCACGAGACAGUUGACUCCGGAAGAGCUCGCAAAAGCCUGUGAAGAAAUUUCUAAAAGUGGAGAGGUCAUAGUGAAGCAAAUUGUCCCCAUUACAAGAGAGGAUUUGGUCCAGCUGAAGAAAGGGGAAGAGACCAAGAGCAAAACCUACGAAGCGCUUUGUAUAAAGCUUUCUCACUCCAUAUACGAUGACGUAUCCCCAGACAGUCCUAUAAAAGUAACACCAGAAGACAUAGCAAGGAUCAAUUCCUUCCGGAACACUCCUCAAAACACAACACAAAACUCGAACCCUGAACAAGUCACCACUAAAAAUGCUCGAGAAUCUUCCAAACCCAUUUGCAAGACAUCUAAAAAUAUUAUGGACAUAGUAGAUAAUCUGAAAUUAUCUAAAAACGUUCUAAAAUUGGAGAGUACAGAUAAUAAUAUAUCUAUGGCUACUUGUCAAAAUGUUUUGGACACAUGUAAUGCUGUCCAAAAGGGUGAAAAUCCGAACAAAUCCGAAAUUGUCAAAGACAUUAAAAUGAACACAUCUAUGAACAUUCCAGAUGUAGGAAAUCGAAAUUCCAAAGACACCAGUGUAGACAUUCUAAACAAAUCGAAUGGUGUCUUAGAAAAUGAAAAUAUAGAUAAUUCAGAAGGUGUUAAGGAUACAGACAUGGAAACAUCUGUAAAACUUGCAGAUGCUAAAACUUUAGACACCAACGAAAAAGUUGUGGACAAUGGUGCCCAAAAAGAAAAUCUAGUUAGUACUGAAAAUAUGAACGAUAUGGAAGAUGUGUUGGACACAACCGAUGAAGGCACGGAGUCCGAUAUCCUGGACAGUCCUGGAGAGGUCAAGAUCACCAUCCAGCAGAAAACACCUAUAAGAGUGCUGCAUAGACGGCCCUUACUUACAAGAACCAGGCAGAUACUUGAGUUAAAGGCUGUAGCGGUACCUGAUCACCCGCAACUGUUCCGCAUCUUCGUGCGCACGUCAGCGGGUACGUACGUAAAGGAGUGGGCGCACGGCGAGCUGGGCCGCUCGCGCCCAGCGCUGGGCGACGCCGUGGGCGCCAGGGUGGACAUGCUCGCGCUGGACGUCACUGCGGUACACUUGACUUGGCCGCCGAGAUAAUAAACUGUUCACUAACUAUUAAACU
Molecule: messenger RNA, 2359 nt
Organism: Maniola jurtina (meadow brown)
Lineage: Eukaryota; Metazoa; Arthropoda; Insecta; Lepidoptera; Nymphalidae
Gene: Pus10
Product: tRNA pseudouridine synthase Pus10
Exons: 12
Coding region: 103-2334 (743 amino acids)
Biological process (GO): tRNA pseudouridine synthesis
Molecular function (GO): RNA binding; pseudouridine synthase activity
Source: RefSeq, a predicted model, not a curated record